Penicillium egyptiacum is the source of this 531-nucleotide messenger RNA. The record is from the annotation of a GenBank genome assembly. NCBI's taxonomy places the organism in Eukaryota, Fungi, Ascomycota, Eurotiomycetes, Eurotiales, Aspergillaceae.
AUGCCUCAGCAAAUCAGCCUGAGAUGUGUCAACGACCUACGUACUAUGUUUCUUGUUCACGACAAGCGCAUGUUAAGUUUGGUUCUGAAAGAGCUGGAUUCACUAGUUGCGCGAAACGCGCUCUCAUCGUGCCUAGCUGGGAUACUUAAUUGCAGACUCGUCCACACCAUUAUACCCGGAUCAGCAAAAUUGGAGAAUUCCACAUCUAGCUGCCAGACGGGUGUCUGCAUCAAGGACAGCUAUCUACUCAAGCCAGUUCGCAGCGGUAAGGGAAGCUGGAUCUUAUUUGGGGAUCAGGUCACACAGGAGGAGUGGGUCUCACUUCUGCAGGGCAUGCGGGACCCUUGUCUGAAAGAUGGAAAAACAACCUACGUCGUUCAAAAGAGAAUUGAACAACGAAAAUAUGAUGUUCUUCUGGAAGAGGACGCUGGUGUUGGGAACUUUCCUCUCGUCGGGACGUUUCAUAUCACAAAUGGCGCAUUCAUUGGUCUCGGACUCUGGCGAAGCGGCCCGGUCGAAUUUGUGCUUUAA